Messenger RNA from Ananas comosus (pineapple), 1266 nucleotides. RefSeq names its product dehydrodolichyl diphosphate synthase 6-like. Gene Ontology annotation, cellular component: endoplasmic reticulum. Lineage: Eukaryota; Viridiplantae; Streptophyta; Magnoliopsida; Poales; Bromeliaceae. The transcript is spliced from 2 exons. Gene Ontology annotation, biological process: polyprenol biosynthetic process. The record is from RefSeq and is a predicted model, not a curated record. The coding region runs from base 47 to 1039 and encodes 330 amino acids.
UUUUUCUUUUUUUUUUACUUUUUUGGGGGCGGUGGGUACUCGAGUCAUGAACAGCACCAAGAACAACAUUAAUUCGAGACGCGAAAGUUUAGGUUUUUUUUUUUUUUUUUUUUUUCUCUUUGCUCAACUCUUCUCCGAUCGGCGCUACAAAGCCCCUCUUUUGGUAGGAUCUUUAUUGUGCAUGGAGAAGCAAGGCGGAAUCGUCACAUCCAACCUACUUGGUAGCGCAUCACGCCUCCUCCGCAAAUGCCUUUUCUCGAUACUCUCAUUUGGCCCCAUGCCUACCCACAUAGCAUUCAUCAUGGAUGGAAACCGCAGAUACGCUAAGAAAAGGAGCAUCAAACAAGGCGUGGGUCACCGUGACGGCUUUACGACUCUCACUUCCAAUCUCAAGUAUUGCUACGAAAUGGGCGUAAAGUAUGUAACAGUAUACGCUUUCAGCAUCGACAACUUCAAAAGAGACUCUUCUGAAGUCCGGUUCUUGAUGGACUUAAUGAAGGAGAAAAUUGACGAGCUGUUAAAACAAGAUAGCGUAAUCAACAGAUACGGUGCUAGGGUUAAUUUUUGGGGAAAUUUAGACCUCUUGAGCGAGCCAGUAAGAUCAGCAGCUAAGGAAUUAAUGGCAAGCACCGCGAGCAACAAAGGCCCGGUGCUCUCGGUGUGCGUGGCCUACACAUCCGCGGAUGAGAUUAUGCAUGCUGUUCAAGAAGUUUGUAGAGAAAGGAGGGAGAGAUUACAACGAGAACACGGUCGAGUUAAUGGUAUGGGAAAUGAAACGGACAGUGAUGUUUCGGUGGCUGAUUUGGAGCAGCAUUUUUAUACCGCGGGUUGCCCGGAUCCGGAUAUUGUGAUUAGAACUUCGGGGGAGACUCGAUUGAGUAAUUUUUUACUGUGGCAGAGCACGAAUAGCCACUUGCAGAAUCCAGUCCGACUUUGGCCUGAGUUUUCUCUUCGGCAUCUUAUCUGGGCCAUAUUGGAGUAUCAGAGAGUUUACUCUUACUUAGAAGACACAAGAAAUUUGAGUAAGAAGAACGAAUGAAGCCCAUUGUUUGAUGAUUUAUAAAUGAAAUUGCACCACGAUUUAUUUGAUCGGUGCGUUGUCGAAAUUGCACUAUGAGUUUACUCUUACUGCCUGUAAUGUGUUGCAUAUUUAUCCAUGUAGUUCUUCCUAGCAGUAUAUCUGCAAAUCAGAAAAAAUGGAAAAUUGGGGAGAUUGAUGUGACUUUUAUACCUGAAAUAAGAAAUAAAUGAAGUGGUUUCUAAUGA